AUGAAAUCACUUGUAGGAUCAAUCUUAAUAUUAAAUUAAUGGUAUGGAUUAGUAAUAAUAUCUGUUUUAGUAUUAGCUUUAUUAUGUUUUUUAAUUGGAUUAUUAGUUGUUGGAAGUUAUCGUAGAAAAGAUACAUACAAUACUUAAAUAAAAUCUGGUGGAUAUCCAGAUAUGGGAAGUGGCUUUUAUUCUCAAAGAUUAGAUUAUCAUUCGUGGUUGAUUUUCAAUAAAUCUUAAAGAACUCAUCUUUAAUUUGUUGAAAUAUUAACAAUCUCAAUUGUAUCAACACUUCUUGGAGGAUUAACUUUUCCUAUAACUUCAGCUGUUAUGUGUUUUGUAAACGCUUUGGGAAGACUCUUUUAUUUAUCUUAUAUUUCAUCGAAAGGUGCAUCACAUCCUUUGAGACUUAUUGGUGCAUUAAUGAGUGAUAAUUAUCCCCUUUAUACUAAAUAUUUUGCCUAAAUAAAAGAAAAUUAUAAAUUUAUAAGCGAAAUAGGAUAAGGAGGUUUUGGUAUUGUUUUUUUAGCUUAUAAUAGAAUAAACAGACAUCUUACAGAAAACGAAGCUGCAUAAAUUAUGAGAUAAUUAUUUUCAGCAGUUUCAUAUAUACAUGCAAAUAAUAUUGUACAUAGAGAUUUAAAACCAGAAAAUUUUAUAUUAAAACAUGAAAACGAUAUAAAAAGUAUGAAAAUGAUAGAUUUUGGACUUUCUUAAAUUUUUUAAAAAGGAUAAAUUUUAAAAUAAUAAUCUGGAACUCCUUUUUAUAUUGCCCCUGAAGUAAUAGAAGGUUAAUACGGAGAAGAAGUUGAUAAUUGGGCUUUAGGUGUAAUAUUGUACAUAAUACUAAGUGGAAGUCCUCCUUUUUAUGGAAAAACUAACUAAGAGAUAUUCUAUAGAAUAAGAAAAUGUUAAUAUAACUUAAAUUUAGAGGAGUUUUAAUAAUGUAGUCUUGAAGUAAAAGACUUAUUAACGAAAUUAUUAGUAAGAAAUCCCAAAAAAAGAAUUAGUGCAAUGGAAUCUUAUAAUCAUGUAUGGGUCUAGUAAGAAGUAAGUAGAGAAAUGGCAAAUUUAGUAAUUUCUUAAAGUGCCUUUAAAGGUUUAGAAAAGAUUUGCAAUUUAAAAUAAAUUAAAAAAACUUUGCUUGUUUACAUGGCGACUUAAAUAUAAGAAAAAGAUGUCGAGAAUUUGAAAAAAAUAUUUUUAAAAAUUGAUACAAAUGGAAAUGGUAUGAUAUCUGAGGAAGAACUUUUAUUAGGAAUAUAAUAAUUUAAAAGAGAAUUAAAUAUAGAAAUAAAUGAUGAUUAAGCUAAAAGAAUUUUCUAAGCAAUGGAUUUUGACAAUAGUGGAUAAAUAGAUUACACAGAAUUUAUUGCUAGUUUUAUAAAUAAUCCAGAAUUUCAAAACGAUUAAUUAAUAACAUAAGCUUUUCUAAAAAUCGAUUAGAACAAUGAUGGAAAAAUAUCUAGAUAAGAAAUACAAGAAUUAUUAUAAAAUAAUAUAAUACCAUUAGGAGAUUAAGAAGUAGAAUAAUUAAUAAAAGAAGCAGAUUUAGAUGGCGAUGGAGAAGUAUAAAAUAUAAAAUAAAAAAUAUAUAAAUAUAUAAAUAUAAAAAAAAAUAUAUAUAUAAAAAUAUAUUUAUAUUUAUAUAUAUAUAUAUAUAUAUUAUUUAAAUAUUGA
Molecule: messenger RNA, 1677 nt
Organism: Ichthyophthirius multifiliis
Lineage: Eukaryota; Ciliophora; Oligohymenophorea; Hymenostomatida
Exons: 10
Biological process (GO): protein autophosphorylation; peptidyl-serine phosphorylation; intracellular signal transduction
Cellular component (GO): membrane; nucleus; cytoplasm
Molecular function (GO): calcium-dependent protein serine/threonine kinase activity; ATP binding; calcium/calmodulin-dependent protein kinase activity
Source: RefSeq, a predicted model, not a curated record